Molecule: messenger RNA, 252 nt
Organism: Spirometra erinaceieuropaei
Lineage: Eukaryota; Metazoa; Platyhelminthes; Cestoda; Diphyllobothriidea; Diphyllobothriidae
Source: the annotation of a GenBank genome assembly
AUGCGUGCUGGCACCAACCCUCUUCAGUCUUAUGCUCUAUGCCAUGCUGAUGGACGCCUAUGUGAUGAGCACCCCGGGAUCCGCAUCGCCUACAGGACGGACGGUCACCUCCUGAAUCAACGGCGGAUGCACUUCCAAUCGCGCGUAUCCACAACCACCGUUCACGAACUUCUCUUCGCCGACGACUGGGCCGUGAACACCACCUCGGAAGAGGACAUGCAAAGGAGCAUGGACUUCUUUUCCGCCGCCUGA